Acanthisitta chloris (rifleman) is the source of this 2979-nucleotide messenger RNA. It is a transcript of the gene USP48, whose product is annotated as ubiquitin specific peptidase 48. Gene Ontology annotation, biological process: protein deubiquitination. Gene Ontology annotation, molecular function: protein binding; cysteine-type deubiquitinase activity; cysteine-type endopeptidase activity. The transcript has 26 exons. Bases 1 to 2979 code for a protein of 992 amino acids. Gene Ontology annotation, cellular component: cytosol; nucleus. The record is from RefSeq and is a predicted model, not a curated record. Lineage: Eukaryota; Metazoa; Chordata; Aves; Passeriformes; Acanthisittidae.
AUGGUGUGGCUCCCCAGGAGGAACUGCCGAGGGAACCCCAACUGCCUGGUGGGCAUCGGCGAACACGUGUGGCUGGGCGAGAUCGAUGAGAACAGCUUCCACAACAUCGACGACCCCAACUGUGAGCGCCGCAAGAAGAAUGCGUUCGUGGGGCUGACGAACCUCGGGGCCACCUGCUACGUCAACACCUUCCUGCAGAUGUGGUUCCUGAACCUAGAGCUGCGGCAGGCGCUGUACCUGUGCCCCAGCACCUGCGGGGAAGGAGUCCCCAAGGACAGAGACUAUGAGCCCCAGAGCAUCUGUGAGCACCUGCAGUACCUGUUUGCUCUGCUGCAGAACAGCAAACGACGCUACAUUGAUCCCUCAGCCUUCGUCAAGGCGCUGGGCCUGGACACAGGGCAGCAGCAGGAUGCUCAGGAGUUUUCCAAGCUGUUCAUGUCACUGCUGGAAGACACUUUAUCCAAACAAAAAAACCCAGAUGUCAGAAACAUAGUGCAGAAGCAGUUCUGUGGAGAGUAUGCCUAUGUCACUGUCUGCAACCAGUGUGGCAGAGAAUCCAAACUGGUGUCUAAAUUUUAUGAGCUGGAGUUAAACAUCCAAGGACACAAGCAGUUGACGGACUGUAUAACGGAAUUCCUCAAGGAAGAAAAAUUAGAGGGGGACAAUCGUUACUUUUGUGAGACUUGUCAGAGCAAGCAGAAUGCCACGAGGAAGAUCAGGCUGCUCAGCCUGCCCUGCACCCUCAACCUGCAGCUCAUGCGCUUCGUGUUCGACAGACAAACUGGCCAUAAGAAGAAGCUGAACACCUAUAUUGGGUUCUCAGAGCUGCUGGACAUGGAGCCUUUCAUGGAGCAGAAAAAUGGAGUGUACGUGUACGAGCUGAGCGCUGUGCUCAUCCACCGCGGAGUGAGUGCUUACUCCGGGCACUACAUCGCCCACGUGAAGGACCCACAGACUGGGGAAUGGUACAAGUUCAAUGAUGAAGACAUCGAGAAGAUGGAGGGGAAGAAACUGCAGCUGGGGAUUGAGGAAGAUCUAGCAGAGCCGUCCAAGUCCCAGACCAGAAAACCCAAGUGUGGGAAGGGCACUCACUGCUCCCGCAAUGCCUACAUGCUGGUGUACAGGCUGCAGGCCCGGGAGAAGUCCCUUACAGUGGAAGUGCCAGCCUUUCUGCAGGAGCUGGUGGAGCGGGAUAACUGCAAGUUUGAGGAGUGGUGCAACGAAAUGGCCGAGAUGCGCAAACAGAGCGUGGCCAGAGGCAAGAUCAAACACGAGGAGGUGAAGGAGCUCUACAAAAGGUUACCCGCCGAAGCUGGUUCCCCCUACGACUUCAUCUCUCUGGAAUGGCUGCAGAAAUGGCUGGAUGAGUCCACUCCUCCCAAACCUAUUGAUAACACAGCCUGCCUGUGCUCCCACGGCAAGCUCCAUCCCGAUAAGAUAUCCCUGAUGAAGAGAAUAUCGGAAUACGUGGCCGACUUCUUCUACAGGCGAUACGGAGGAGGGCCCCGGCUCAACGUCAAAGCACUUUGCAAGGACUGUGUGGUGGAAAGAUGUCGAAUCCUGCGACUCAAAAAUCAACUGAAUGAGGACUACAAAACCGUGACCAACCUGCUGAAGAUAACAGUCAAGGGGAACGACGGGUUUUGGGUGGGCAAGGCGUCCCUGAGGAGCUGGCGCCAGCUGGCUCUGGAGCAGCUGAACGAGCAAGAUGAAGAUGCAGAGCACAGUAAUGGAAAAAUGAAUGGAAAUGCACAAAACAAAGAUGAAUCAAAUGAAGAGAAGAGGGAGGAGGAAGAGGAGUUAAAUUUUAAUGAAGACAUCGUUUGCCCACAUGGUGACCUGUGCAUCUCCGAAAAUGAGCGGAGGGUGGUUUCCAAGGAAGCAUGGGAGAAACUCAAGCAAUAUUUUCCCAAAGCCCCCGAAUUCCCAAAUAACAAAGAGUGCUGUUCCCAGUGCAAGAUUUUAGAGCGUGAAGGGGAGGAAAAUGAAGCUCUGCAUAAGAUGAUGGCCAGCGAGCAGAAGACUUCUCUCCAGAACCUGUUCCACGAUAAAUGCAGACCUUGCCUGGGCAGCUGGCCUCAGGAGACGGAUGAGCUGUAUAUUGUUUCGCAGUUCUUUGUAGAAGAAUGGAGAAAGUUUGUCAGGAGGCCAACACGAUGCAGCCCGGUGUCCUCCAUAGCAAACAGUGUCCUGCUGUGUCCCCACGGGGGACUCAUGUUCACCUUCACUUCCAUGACCAAAGAAGACUCCAAACAUAUAGCUCUGAUAUGGCCCAGUGAGUGGGAGAGGAUCCAAAAGCUCUUCGUGGUGGAUCAUGUCAUCAAGAUCACACGGACACAGGCUACCGGGAGUGACCCCGAGGGUGUGCGCUACACCUCCGAGCCCCAGCUGUGCCCAGAGUGCAGGGAAGGACUGUUGUGCCAGCAGCAGAGGGACCUGCGCGAGUACACCCAGGCCACCAUCUACAUCCACAAAGUGGUGGACAAUAAAAAGGUAAUGAAGGACCUGGCUCCGGAGCUGAACAUGAGCAGCUCGGAAGCUGAAGAGGAAAGGGAUGAAAACAAGCCAGAGGGGGAGCAAGACCCUGAUUUUAACCAGGCCAACGGCGGCGCCAAGCGCCAGAAGCUCUCCCACCAGAGCUACAUCACAUACCAAAAACAAGGGAUCAGACGGAGCACGCGGCACCGGAAGGUCCGAGGGGAGAAAGCACUGCUGGUGUCAGCCAGUCAGACCCUGAAAGAGCUGAAAAUACAGAUCAUGCAUGCAUUUUCAGUUGCUCCCUUCGACCAGAACUUGUCCAUCGAUGGGAGGAUCCUGAGUGAUGACACAGCCACCCUGGGCAGCCUGGGAGUCAUCCCCGAGUCCGUCAUCCUCCUCAAGGCGGAUGAGCCCAUUGCAGAUUACGCGGCGAUGGACGAUGUUAUGCACGUUUGUAUGCCUGAAGAAGGAUUUAAAGGGACUGGUUUACUUGGCCACUGA